Dujonia railenensis is the source of this 4824-nucleotide messenger RNA. NCBI's taxonomy places the organism in Eukaryota, Fungi, Ascomycota, Pichiomycetes, Serinales, Debaryomycetaceae. The record is from the annotation of a GenBank genome assembly.
AUGCCUGAAUCAAUAUAUUCUUACUUCAUUGAUGAGGUGGUGUCAGACUUUGAUUCAACUGGAAUCCAAUCUUUGAUCCAGCUAUUUGAGUCAGCACCUGCAUCCGACUCGUUGGUGACUGAAAGAGAAGAUUUAAUAAGUAACAUUUUCACUGAAUUGAUAUUUGUUUACGAGGAAGGGAAACUCUCUCUUGAUCAAGUUGCUGCAUUUCUUUCUGAGUCUAUUAAGGAUGAUAUCUCCGCAGAAAUAUUCUGUCAAGUGUUUGAUGUGUUUCCCUUAACCCCAACGCUAAACACGUUGAUUGUAGAGUUGUAUAUCAAAAAGUCAGUUAUAAAGACAAAGACAUUGGCGUCUUGCGUCAGUUCAGAAACCUUGCUGAAGUUGACUCCUGAUGUUGUCCCUACGUCUGCGGCAUUGACUAGGCAACUUAAUAUUCAUAAGCGUGACGAAUUCUAUACCCAGAAGAAGUUUAACUUACUCCAUGAGGUUUCGGAAGGCUACUCUAAAUUAAUUGUAGAAUUUUAUUCAAUAAUGAGAGGUCGUGAACCUCUGAAAUACCAAAUAGAUUAUGCCUUAAAUGUUGUCAGUCUGUUAAUUGGUCAUUAUAAUUUAGAUCCUAAUAGAGUGUUGGACCUUAUUAUUGAAAUAUUCACCAAUCAAAUUGUAUCGAAUUACGAGUUUAGUAUAGGAUUCUUGAAGAAAUCUCAAUGGUGGCCAGCUGUACAAGGCGAUUGUAACAACUCAGGAAUCAGUUCUUUAUCCAAGGGAGGUAAUGACACAGCUGCUAAACUUCUUGGUUUAAGAUACUUGAAGACUCCCGCAGAUAAGGAUUUGCCUGAAACCUUCAAAAUUCUCGUUGCUAUAUUAAUCAAAGAAGGAUUUAUAAGUUUCGGGUCCGUCUACAAGUAUAUUGCUGAUGAUCCAGAAGCAUUGGAGAAAGAGUUCAAGAAAGACUUGGAGGAUAAGGUUUUCAGGGCAUCUGCAAGCGCAUUGGCACUUGCCGCACCAUUAUUGGACGAAGACGACGAAAUGGAUAUUGACUCGAAUGACAAUGGUAUCACCGCUAAUGCUAAUGGUAGCAGUAAUAAGAGAAAUGGGAAUUCUAAAAGCAAUGAUUCGUCACUAUCAAAGUUAGAUCAGUUGACCCAAUCGUCACUGCUUUAUCAAUACCUUCGUAUUUUCCUUGGUAAUGGUCUUUAUUUCCCAUCCAUAUAUAUCUUAACUCAGCAUCCAUUUCUUGCACAGGUUGGGGAAAUUCCUGCUCUUAUGAAUAGAUUGACGGAUGCAAUUAUUAGUCCGCUUUAUCAGUCUCCAUUUACUGAAGAAGAUCUCACUUCAUUGCAAACUCCAAAAAAGUUGGCAUUUUCCAGAGGUCAAAACAAUAAUCUUCUGUAUGAAGAUUUUCCUGUAUCGCACUUACUUACUUUUAAACCAACUACAUUAAGCCAUAGUUUGAAGAAGUUCACUUAUUUUUAUUCAAAUUGGCUGCAAAACUUACCACAAGUAAAUCUGAUGGGAGAUUUGUGGCAUUUCUCCAAGGAGUUCCUUAAAUUCAGCCCAUUGAAUUUAGCUCAAGAUUUGCAGUUAUAUACAAAAUUGUGUGAUAUUAUUAUUAGAGAAAUGGAGGUCGUGGAUAACGAUUUCUUUGUAUACUUCAGGAACUUUUUAUUCCCUCCAAUACCUUUAAUUGAAGAGAAUGCAUUUGCAGUGGAUAAAGCUUACAUGAUUCUUUCCAAAUUCUCAAUUGAAGAACGCUUCAACUUGUACGGUGAAAUGUAUAACGUGCUGGCGAAGAACAAUUCUUACAUCAAAAUAGCUUAUGGAAAAGCCGAAAAAUCCACCAAGGAUGUACUUAAGAGACUCUCAAAAGAAAACGUUCGCCCUAUGAUGAGAAGGUUAGCAAAAAUUAGUUUCUCGAACCCAUUGCCCUGCUUUUUGACCAUUUUACAACAAAUUGAAAGCUACGAUAAUUUAAAUACCUUAGUUGUCGAAACAGCUAGGUACUUCAAUGACUAUGGAUGGGACAAUUUGACGUUGGCAUUGCUAAUGAGACUAACGGCAUCUGGAAGAUCAGUCAUUCAAGAAGAUGGAUUGAAUGAUCGUCAAUGGAUUCAAUCUUUAUCUUCAUUUAUUGGAAAAAUUUGCCAAAGGUAUCCCAAUUUUAUUAAUUUGAAAAUGAUCUUGACUUUCUUACUCAAAUCGUUCCAUCUGGGAGAAACAAUUGGAUUGAUUGUAUUAAAAGAUCUUUUAAUAUCUAUGGGCGGAAUCCAAUCAAUAAACAAUUUAACACUUCAUCAGAUUGACAUGAUUAAUUGUGGAGGUUCAUUACAAAAAUCAGUUUAUAGAACAAUUGGUGACGUAAGAUUUGAGAGAAUUAGAUCAGGAAAGCUUUUAGUGAAAUCAUUAAGUGAAUUGGGAUUAAUCAAUGAAUUAUUUGUGAUAUUAUGUCAAUUGGGAGAUAAAUUGAUCUUUAACGAGGAUUCUUCAAGACAUUUGAAGGUUUUAGCAAACAAAGAUGAUGAUUUGAAGAAUGUUUUGCACUUAUUUACUGAAUUAAUUGGAUUUUUUGGACAGGAUAUUGAAACUGAUUUGGUGAGCGUCGACGAAUUAUGCUCAAAAUAUGACCUUGAACCUGAGUGGGCAUUCGAGAUUUGGAGAAACGCUACGGCUGAUUUUGUUGAUGAGAAGAAUCCUCAAUUCAAUCCAUGCACAGCACUUACAUCCACACUUUAUGAGACUUUUUGGAAGCUUUCACUUUAUGAUAUCAACUACUCUGAGACUCUUUACUCAAGUGAACUUCAUAAGCUCAAAUCUAGUAUUUCGUCACUCAAAGAUUCGAUUUCCAUCAAUUCGAGAUCAAAGGAUGUCAGACAGAAACUGUUAAUUGACAAAUUAGGAAAGGAUCUUAUUCAAAAUGAAGCAUUCAUUUCCAAAAUCCCAAGCGACGAAGAAAAACACAAAAUUCACAAUGAAAAAAUUCAAGGUUUGUUAAAUUCUGAAAAGGAUGUUUGGUUUAAAAAGGGAGGACAAGAGUUAAUUGACCUUGUCCAAUACUGUAUUUUACCAAGAGCUAUACACUCAUCCUUUGAUGCAGCGUUUUGUGGUAAGUUUUUGUUUAAAAUUCAAAGUUUGAAUACGGAGAAUUUUUCACUUGACUUCGUUUUGAAUCAACUCUUUUUAAAUAAAAUUUUGUUUGGAACAUUAUUUACCUUGACUCCUACUGAAGCGGAGAACUUAGGAUUAUUCUACGCCAGUAUUUUUAAGAAAUUAAAUGAGAAAAAUGUCUGUGAUGCUAAAACCAUCUACUCUUAUCACCAAAGCAUUUUAAUUGAUUUGGAACAGUCGUUGGCAACAAAGGAGUAUAUGUCUCGAAGAAAUGCUAUAACAUUCCUCAAGAAUCUUUUAGGGGUUUAUCCAAUUAUUGAAGAUCAUUGUGAGAAGGUCUUAGAAUUAAUUUCCAACAUCUCCAAGAAUGACGAAAGAGGAGAUUUAAUUUUGUCUUCAAGUGCAUUAACUGGCCAUAUUAAAUCAAGAUCUAAAGAGUGGAUUCACUUGUGGGAUUUUGUAGAGUUGUCUGAUGAAGAAAAAGAAAAGCAUAUGAAAAAGAGAGAAGAGAUCAAGAAGAAAGAACAAGAAAAGAUAAAUAGAAUAAAAGCUGAACAAGAGUUGAAGAGGAAAAAAGAAGAGGAAGAAUUGAGGAUUAGAAGAGAGAAGUUACAAGAACAACAUAGAAAGGAGCAGGAAGCAAAUGCAGAAGCAAAUGCCAGUGCAAUAAAGGAAACGCAAAAAGUUCUUAGUUAUGAUGAUUCUUCUUCGUCUACUUCAAGAACUACCUCUAGUAGAGGUGGAGGAGGUGAUUCAAGAUCUAGAUACGAUUACUACUCUAAAUUUGGUGAAGUUCAGAAAGGAAUUUCCGCUGCCAAGAGUGAUAAUUCUACUGCAAAUGCUUCAACCUCGAAGGAGCCUUCUUCUCAUACAUCUAGUGGGAGCGUCCCAAACAAACCUAAACCAACACAAGCCAAAGAUUUCAUUAAAAAAGAGUCAGAUAAAUCUACAAAUCUGGUGGAUAUUAAGGACAAGAUAAAAGAGGCAAAAUUAGAAUACUUAAACAAAUCAAGGGGCGUAACUCCAUCGAAUGAGCAUGAUGGCAAAGCGUUACCUAAGGGCCCUUCAAGGCCAUCGGGGCCCUCAUCCAAAUCUGGUCAAAGUUCCCAUUCUUCAUCGCCUGCACCAAAUAGUAAGCAACUGGAAAAACCAAGUGCUUCUAAAAGAGCACCUUUACCACCUCAAGAAUCUGUUGCUAAGAAGGAUUCAUCUACUAGAUCCUACCAAACUAAACCAGGACAUGAUUCUGAGUAUAGGCUGGACUAUAGAUCCAAUGAUUACAAUAGGUACAAUCAAAGAACAUCGUAUAACAAUCCAUCAAAAGGUGUACCACCACCACCACCUGCUUCAACCAGACUGCUUCCAUCAGACAAAAAAUCUGGGACGCCGACAUCCACUACACCAAGCAAUAGAAGUGCUCUUCCCCCUCCACCUCCCCCACCUCCUAUAGCUUUAAAACAUGGUCAGCAACUGCAAUCCUCUAGACCUCAAGCUGCUCACCAAUCUCGAUCUAGUAGUUUCGAAAGUCGUGCUUCCAACCGUACUGCAACUUACGACAACCGUGCAAACCGUGGACAAACAUAUGAUAAUCGUCGUGAUGACCGUCGUGAUGACCGCCGUGAUGACCGUCGUGUUGAUCGCCGUGACGAUCAGUACGACAAUAAGCGAAAGUUCGAUUCUUAUCAAAAUGGCAGACCAGAAAAGAAGCAAAGAUAUUAG